CUUUCAACACUAGUUCAUAUGUUGUUUCUCUCUAAACAAUUUAAUCUCAAUAACAACAAUUAUGAAAACUACAUUUAGAUUUUAGAAUUUAGGUUUUAGUUUAGUAAAGUCAAGUCGGGCGGACACUAUCAAAGUCGUAAUAAUUAUUAAAUAAUCUCGGUGUUAUGCUAUCAGAUAUAUUGGUAUUACACUAACUAUAUAUUAAGAACCUGUCUGGACUUAAUAAAAAUACGUUGAUUUAUUGUAUCGUAAAAUUAGAGCAAAUAUAAAAAUAGUGUUGUGUUUGGUGCCCAUCAAAUCCAUUUAAAAAGAGAGCUAGGAAGCGAGGGUGUGAAGAUGGGUCUUCCACACAUCACUUCGUUCUGUUGGUGCCUUGGACUCGAGUCCGGCACAAAGGUCAUCGGCUACGUACACUUGGUCGCGUCGUUCUCUCUGAUGAUUCUCUGCUCGCUGUACGCGGAGAGCCUGCGAGGCCUCAUCGGCACGAUCGAUGACGCCGGUGACCACAUCUACACCAUAUGGUACAAGAUAUCCGUGGGUGUGGCGGUGUUCACGGUCGUCCAUGUGCUGCUAGCGGCUACCCUGCUGUUUGCUGUCUUUAUGAGGCACACAGCCGCUCUGCGGGGAUGGGUGUGGGUGAUGAUGGUGCUGUACGUUUUCUCCCUGGUCUACGUCGUCGUUUCCAUGACCUUCGGGUUUUCAGCCAGCGGCUCGCACAUAUUCCUAUCUUUCCUAGAAGGAGUCGUAUUCUUUGGUAUCCUAGCCUACUGCAUCCUGUGCGUGAACAGCUACUACCUGAUGCUGAGGAGCGCCGAGGAUAUGGAAGGGCCGCAGAAAUCGGAUUCUUACCACAAUCGCGAUUAAUCGGAUUGAACCGACACGUUAUCUGAUUUCAUAAGUAUCCUCCGACUUAAAAUACUCGCUGCAGUGUGCAUACCGCUCGUGUUUAAAGGAUUAUUUUUAUAACAGGUCGUAAAGUCAUUUACUGUAACGACUUAGUUCUGCUGAUAAGAAUCGUAAAGAGACAAAUCUUGCGGGAGAUGAUGUAAAAAUAUUAUGAAAUAGUUUACAUACCAUAAAAAUAGUAUUAAAACUAAAUAGAGCCGAAAGUACCAAUUUGAGACGUUCAAGGCCAAAUAAGAUGCAGUAAUA
Molecule: messenger RNA, 1152 nt
Organism: Vanessa tameamea
Lineage: Eukaryota; Metazoa; Arthropoda; Insecta; Lepidoptera; Nymphalidae
Exons: 5
Coding region: 337-864 (175 amino acids)
Source: RefSeq, a predicted model, not a curated record